AUGGCGUCGCGUUUGCCAUUGCGUCUUCAAACGCGGACUGCAGUCGAGUCACUAUGGUGCCAUACUCCUCCAAGCUUCCUCGCUCCUAUCCUAGCCUCGUCACAUCUACAUUUCUCCACGACCAGCAGCCUUGGUUGGAACAUUCGGCAACUCAAGAAGAGGAAGCAAGUGCAUCGAGAUGAGUACACACUACGCCAAGUCAAAGCCCGCAGAGAUGCCAAUCUGAGUCGUCAAGCUGUUCUCAAAGAACAAAAGGCCAAAGAAUUAGGAGACCCAAUCCGUGGUAUCCCUACACCUUUCGUCGAAUCGUUCGAUACGGAAGUUCCUCAAGAGAUCAAGCAAGACCCGAGUGCCGUCUCUCUCGAGGCUGUAAAGGCUAAUCCAGACACGCCUCCUCCUUCGCCAGCUUACGCCUCAGAAGAGAAGCACCUAGAUCAUGGAAUUAAGCAUGAAGAGCUGGCACGGUCCCUCGAAUUCUCCCGAUACCUCACGCGACCUCUGCCACCUCCUUCUUCUACCAUUGCCGACCCUGACCAGGAAGCGCAAGCCCAUGAGAGAUGGGAAUCACGAGAUGCAUCGGCUACAGAAGCAGUACAACGCAUCGUCAGUCUCACCAAUGCUAGCAGCAAACACCGAACGAAAAAGAACACCGAACGCAUCAUCGAGACCUUCGGGCGUCACAACACAGAUCACAUACUCAAGCCCAAGGGACCCGCAGUUGUGAAACAUAAUCCACUUAUCCCACCUCAGGUACCCACACCAAGAACAGGCCCAGAUACGGGAUCUUCAGAGGUUCAAAUUGGCAUCUUGACAGCCAAGAUUCGAGUGCUGGCAGAUCGGUAUGAAGGUCCGAAUCGUAACGACAAGGUCAACAAGCGGAAUUUGAGGCUGUUGUUGCACAGGCGGCAAAAGCUGUUGGCUUACAUGGAGCGAAAGGAGAGGGGUUCGGAGCGAUGGCAAAGGAUGAUCAGUUUUCUGGGCUUGACCCCUGCGUGCUGGAAGGGCGAGAUCGCUGUGCAAUGA
Messenger RNA from Letharia columbiana, 1023 nucleotides. RefSeq lists its product as uncharacterized. Lineage: Eukaryota; Fungi; Ascomycota; Lecanoromycetes; Lecanorales; Parmeliaceae. Gene Ontology annotation, biological process: translation. Bases 1 to 1023 code for a protein of 340 amino acids. Gene Ontology annotation, cellular component: ribosome. Gene Ontology annotation, molecular function: structural constituent of ribosome. The record is from RefSeq and is a predicted model, not a curated record. The transcript is spliced from 2 exons.